Striga asiatica is the source of this 444-nucleotide messenger RNA. The record is from the annotation of a GenBank genome assembly. Lineage: Eukaryota; Viridiplantae; Streptophyta; Magnoliopsida; Lamiales; Orobanchaceae.
AUGUCCACAACCGUCUGGCUGGAUAGAAACUCGAAAACCCCAUCACUAGCGACCACGAAAAACGGAUGCUCGGGUGCAAGACUCACAGUCGACACCUCGGGAUCCGAAACCACUCCAAUCUUCUCUGCCAUACUGUCCCCAACACUCCUGGUGAAGGCAGUCCCUGGGGUCUUUAAUCCCCUCCACCUGGUCAACGCUCAAAACCCUUGCCCCACACAGCUUCACCCUCUCACACUCAUCCUUCCUAAACGGGGUCUGAUCAUAAGACAGGUCCUGGGCAAGAACUCUGUCCCCAUCCCUGACCCCAAGCACGGCCCGCGAAUCUCCCACAUUGGCCACGUACAGUUUGUCCCCAAUCACGAGGGCUGUAAUUGCGGUCGUCCCACUCAUGGAGUCAUCAAUUUCAAUAGUGUGGAGUUGGUCGUUGGUCGCCAGGAAGGCUGA